CUUAGCGGUUCUGAGUUUGAUAUAUGACUAUUUGGUGAACUAAAUGUUUAACUUCCUUCUUACCUUUAUCAAUCGGUUGUAAUCGAUAAAUAUCUCGCCUAACAGGAACGACGUGAUUUGGAUGUGUAGUUGUGACGAGAAAAGAAUUUGAUAUGUCUCUCAAAAUUCUUUUGAUGAUUUUAUCAACAACUGAGUGUAUCUAUUCUCAGAUUUUGUAUAAGGAUACAGAGAACAAUGUACAAUCUUUUCUUAUUGAAGCCCAAACGUCAACUUUGCAGACAUCAUUAGAAAAGUGUGAAGUCAGUUUGAGUGAGAAGUCUCUAAAGAAAGAAAAUAUAAAUAACGCUUAUAUGGAUAUUCUGAAGCUAUAUGGAUCGAAAAAAUUUCCUGAUGACCGGACAAUAUCUGAUUGGUGUAAGCGACAUCCUAGUCUGAUUAUUGCGGAUGCGGACAACUGUCAUCAAUAUUACAACUGUUCUGGAGAAGACUACUACUUGAGUUCCUUUGCUGGUACUUAUGGAGUCUGGCCUGCGCGGAAUAAGCAUGAAUGUCAUUAUCCGGAACUAUUUUCAGAGGAAACUUUGAAGUGUGAAAACUACACAAAAGUUAACUGUGGGAAAAGAUAUGAACCAGUGUGGGGAUGCAGAUACGUUCGCCUUCAGUGCAAAUUUUCACUUUGUGUAGCCUGCGAUGCGAGAUAUCCAAAAUGUGAAGGUAAAGCCGAUGGAUUGUAUCCAAAAGAUGAUGGUAUCGUGACAAAUAUGUUCAAAAUAUGUCAAAAUGGUCGGACAGUCAAAUUAGGGUCUUGUUCUUAUGAUCCAAUUUGGUUAAUUGAAGAAUUUCCCUAUGAAGGCAGAUGUGUACAUCGGUAUGCUAUACCCAAAGAUAAGGAUGUGAUGGGUUUGCUUCCGUCGUGUGAGGGUGUAGAGGAUGGUAACUACCCGUUUGAGGAUCGCUAUUGUGAUGCCUAUUAUAGAUAUGACGGUGGUAUCGCUACACCUGUAAAAUGUCUUCCUAACACGCUUUUUAAUAAUGUAACUAGAACUUGUCAAGAAGGAAAGAGAUGUUGGUGAUCUUAAAAUUGAAAAAAAGAAUAUUGUUCAAUCAAUGUACUGCAAAUUGCGUUGCAUAAAUGCAAACUUUUUCAUCUUUUGUCGACUUAAAAUGUUAAUAUUAGUGAGUGAUCUUAGAUACUGAAGAGAAAAAUCGUCGAAAGAAAAUAAUUUAUUGUUUUUAUAUGUAUUUUAUAUUCAUGUGUUUUCAUUAUUAGUGAAUAGUCAAUGUCAGUUCUCUUAAUGGAAUUUCUCUCAAUAAAAUUGCA
Molecule: messenger RNA, 1321 nt
Organism: Saccostrea cuccullata (small rock oyster)
Lineage: Eukaryota; Metazoa; Mollusca; Bivalvia; Ostreida; Ostreidae
Exons: 3
Coding region: 153-1073 (306 amino acids)
Cellular component (GO): extracellular region
Molecular function (GO): chitin binding
Source: RefSeq, a predicted model, not a curated record